Messenger RNA from Ipomoea triloba (trilobed morning glory), 2164 nucleotides. Its product is annotated as DExH-box ATP-dependent RNA helicase DExH3-like. Gene Ontology annotation, molecular function: RNA binding; ATP binding. The transcript has 10 exons. The record is from RefSeq and is a predicted model, not a curated record. Bases 803 to 2149 code for a protein of 448 amino acids. Gene Ontology annotation, cellular component: nucleus; intracellular anatomical structure. Lineage: Eukaryota; Viridiplantae; Streptophyta; Magnoliopsida; Solanales; Convolvulaceae.
CCCUUUCAAAAAAAAAAAAACACACUGACACACCCAACCCACAACCUAACGCUACCCAUCUUCUGCCGCCCUCACCGUCUCUCUCAGCCUCUCACCUCUCUCAUCGCCUCUCUAUCUCGCAACCUCGGCGUCUCCGCUUCUCUUCCUUAGGCGGCUCCGACUCUCUGCCUCGGCACUCUCAUCUCAUCGUCUCUCUCUAUCUCGCAGCCUCUCCGGUUCCGGUUCUCCGCCAUAGGCGUCUUCGGCUCUUUACCCUCAGCGCUUUGAAGUUUGAUGCCCAUCUCUCAUCAUACCUUUGAGGCAAUCCAUCGAACAGGUGGUGUCUUUGAACCGCUUUAUUGUAAGGUGUCAUUGGCAAGGGUAUUGCUUAAGCUGUUGAAAUCCUUAAAAGGGGUUUCUGUAACCUUUUCUGAGAUAAAAAAUCAACACAAAAAGUACACACCAGCCAUAUUAGUAAAGAAUGAAAUAUCCUUAUCAUCAUGUACCAUGGAUUUAUUUUGCAAGUGUUUACCUUUCCCAUCUCCUUGUGCGUUGGCUCCCUAAUCUCCUGAGUAGCUCCCUAAUCUCCUGAGUAUAUGCUUCACUUCCACGGGUAGUUCCAUUGGCUUCCAUGUGAUCUGUCUACGGUUGUGGAGAAGGUUCUGGACAAUCUCUUGCAGGCUCUAACUCUACGUUGCUUCCUCUCUGGAGAGGUUCUGAUAUCGGUCACCACAGGCCACAGGCCCACAGCAUUUCAGUUUUCGUCCAUGUUUUCAGGACAGAACUCCCACAGAGCAAAAACCCCGCCAUGAGAGAAUAAGAAAUGCAUUCCAGGAUAGGGUUUCUCUUGGGAUGCACCAGAAGAUCUUCGCAUUCACUUCUCUCAGCUAUUUUCUCAUACCCUGCGGCCCACGAAGUCCGAACAGUCGGUUCACAUAUCUGCCGGCGUGCUUUACUUUCUGGCGGCAAUGUGAACUUAUGCAGGUCCCAGUGGAGGGUAUUCUGGCUGGGGGAACGCCGGUUUUGUGGCUACGCCGUUGAGCAGUUUUCUGAUGACGAAUACGAAUGUGAUUACGAGUCCCAUCCGGCAUCAUCAUCAGUUGCCAACAUUGACGAGUGGAAAUGGAAACUUAGCUUACUAUCACGCAGUGAGGACCAAGAAGUUGUAUCUAGAGAUAAAAGGGAUAGAAGAGACUAUGAGCAAAUAUCUAACCUCGCCAAAAGGAUGGGCCUAUACAGUGAAAUUUAUGGGAAAGUAGUGGUUAUAAGCAAGGUUCCUCUUCCGAACUACAGACCAGAUCUUGAUGAUAAGCGGCCUCAAAGGGAGGUUGUCAUCCCACUAAGUUUGCAAAGGAGAGUGGAGGGCUUGCUUCAGGAACACCUGGACAGAAUUCAUCUCAGUUCUGAGAAGUCAGAUGGUAUGCCUAGUGAAAGUCUGGCCGCUGAUAAGGUUGAAAAUGUAACUAUGGAUGAAAAUCCAGAUUCUUUCUUAGAUGACUCUGUUAUGGAGAAGGUUCUUCAAAGGCGAAGCUUGCGAAUGCGCAAUUUGCAAAGAACUUGGCAGGAGUCACCUGAAGGCCACAAAAUGAUAGGUUUUCGGAAAUCUCUUCCAUCAUUUAAGGAAAAAGAAAGGUUGCUUCAAGCAAUUGCUUGCAAUCAGGUUGUGGUAAUUUCUGGUGAGACUGGAUGUGGUAAGACUACCCAACUCCCUCAGUACAUUUUGGAAUCUGAAAUUGAAUCUGGUCGUGGUGCAUUCUGUAGCAUAAUUUGCACGCAGCCUCGAAGAAUAUCUGCAAUGGCUGUUGCAGAAAGAGUGGCUACAGAGAGGGGUGAACCUCUUGGAGAAUCUGUUGGUUAUAAAGUGCGAUUGGAGGGGAUGAAAGGAAAAAAUACACAUCUUCUCUUUUGUACAAGUGGUAUUUUGCUACGGCGGCUAUUGAGUGAUCGCAAUCUUGAUGGUAUUACCCAUGUCUUUGUUGAUGAGAUUCAUGAGCGAGGCAUGAAUGAAGACUUCUUACUGAUUGUGCUAAAGGAUCUUCUUCCAAGACGGCGAGAUUUGAGAUUGAUUUUAAUGAGUGCUACUCUUAAUGCUGAUUUAUUUUCCGGUUAUUUUGGAGGAGCACCAACGAUUCACAUUCCAGUAAGUUUUUGUUCUGUCUUAAGUUCUUAGUUGCCAACUAUUCUU